AUGGUCUGGAUCAAUAUUGAUGCCUUAUUUUUCAAUGCAGUUACAGAUGUAGAACUCAAGCGAUUGAAAGAUGCCUUCAAGAGAACCAGCGGACUGUCUAUUUACAUGACCCAACAAUGCUUUGUCAAGGAAGUACUCGGAGAUGGAGUUCCACUCAAAGUCGCAGAGGUGAUUUAUCAAUCGUUUGGUGGAACAUCGAAAGGCCUACAUUUUAAUAAUCUGAUCGUGGGGCUGGUCCUCCUGACAAGGGGAAGAGAUGAAGAAAAAGCAAAGUAUAUUUUUAAUCUCUUUGCCAAUGAGGCUGGGAGCUAUGUCGUGCGAGAGGAGAUGGAGACUAUGCUGCGUACCUGUGAUGGUGAGGUGCCGUUGGGACUUAAGAAAUGCUUUGCUGAGGGAGAGAAGGUCAAUUACGAGAAGUUCAAGAACUGGCUCCUUCAGAAUAAGGAUGCGUUCACAUUCGCUCGCUGGCUUCUCUCGGGGGGAGUUUGCGUUACCCUGACCGACGACAGUGAUACCCCCACCUUCUAUCAAACUCUGGCUGGAGUCACUCAUUUAGAAGAGUCUGACAUAAUUGACCUCGAGAAGCGCUACUGGCUCCUGAAGGCUCAGUCGAGAACCGGACGUUUUGAUUUAGAAACAUUUAUUCCGUUGGUUUCUCCACCCAUCCAUCUAUCUCUAAGUGAAGGUUUAUUCAGUGCUUUUGAUGAAAAUCGUGACAAUCACAUUGAUUUCAAAGAAAUCUCUUGCGGGCUUUCUGCCUGCUGUCGAGGGCCUGUUGCUGAACGGCAGAAAUUUUGCUUCAAGGUGUUCGAUACUGACCGCGACGGGGCCUUGUCUCGCACUGAACUAGAAGAAAUGGUAGUUGCACUUUUGGAAGUCUGGAAGGAUAACCGCACUGACAAAAUUCCCGAAUUGAGCAUGGCGACGCCUGACAUUGUAAAUUACAUCUUGAAGAAGCACGACACCACUAAACUGGGGCAACUAACCCUCGAGGACUACCAGAUAUGGAGCGUAAAGAGCGCUCUGGCCAAUGAAUUCCUCAAUCUCCUCUUCCAGGUAUGCCACAUCGUUCUUGGUCUUAGACCAGCCACCCCGGAAGAAGAAGGACAAAUUAUAAGUGGGUGGUUGGAAAGAGAAAGCAGGCAUGGCCUUCAACCUGGGCACAACUGGUUCCUGAUUUCAGUCCAGUGGUGGAAACAGUGGAAAGAGUAUGUAAAAUAUGAAACCAAGCCAGUGGUCAUCGAGCCAUCCUCCAUAAUGAAUGCAGUGAGGAGCCAGACGUUACUGCACUCCAUGGAUCAGGUUGAGGCUAAACCCGGAUUGCAGAAUUUCUUCACUGCUGCAGACGAGAAAUAUCUGGACAACAUCUCGAUUGCAUCUGAAGCAACUGAGAGCACAGGCACCAGUUUAUCCCCGCUGAGUCCGACUAGCACUGAGGUUUGCUUUGCACGGCAGCACAACAGUUCGGACAACAACCAGUGUUUCCUGGGGGCAAACGGGAAUAGUUUUUCACAGCUCGGUCCCCAGAAACCAGGAGCCAUUGAUAACCAGUGCCUUGUAAUGCAAGAAUCUGCAAAGGCUCCCACGUUAACCCUGGAAGGUGGACGUUUGAAACGAAGCCCAAAUUUGGUUCGAGGGAAGGACUAUGAGAUUGUGCCAGAGCCUGUGUGGAGGGCAUUGUAUCAUUGGUACGGAGCAAACCUGUCCCUACCACGGCCUGUCAUUAAAAACACCCAGAGUAACCUGGCCGAGCUGGAGUUGUUUCCUCGCUAUCUCCUCUUUUUGCGUCAGCAGCCAGCUACACGUACACAGCAAUCCAACAUCUGGGUGAAUAUGGGGAACGUACCCUCGCCAACGACCCCUCUGAAGCGAGUGCUCGCGUACACGGGCUGCUUCAGCCGUGUGCAGACCAUAAAAGACAUACACGAAUACCUGUCACAGCGGCUUCGAAUAAAGGAGGAGGACAUGCGACUGUGGCUGUACAACAGCGAGAACUAUCUUACACUACUUGACGACGAGGAGCACACGUUAGAGGAUUUAAAAAUUCCAGAUGAACAGCACUUAGUGAUUGAAGUUCGCAACAAAGACAUGAGUUGGCCGGAGGAGAUGUCAUUCAUUGCAAACAGUAGCAAAAUGGACAGACAUAAGGUUCCCACUGAAAAAGGUGCAACGGGGCUAAGUAACCUUGGGAACACGUGUUUUAUGAAUUCUAGUAUCCAGUGUGUCAGUAACACACAGCCACUCACCAAGUACUUUAUCUCAGGGAGACACCUUUAUGAACUCAACAGGGCCAACCCAUUGGGAAUGAAGGGUCAUAUGGCGAAGUGCUAUGGGGAUCUUAUCCAAGAAUUGUGGAGCGGUGCGCAAAAGAAUAUAGCUCCACUGAAACUCAGGUGGACGAUAGCAAAAUAUGCUCCCAGAUUCAACGGCUUUCAACAGCAGGACUCCCAGGAGCUUCUGGCGUUCUUGCUGGAUGGCCUUCAUGAAGACCUCAACCGAGUUCACGACAAGCCCUACGUGGAACUGAAAGAUAGUGACGGGCGGCCAGAUUAUGAGGUUGCAGCAGAGGCCUGGGAUAAUCACUUGAGGCGAAAUAAAUCAAUUGUGGUCGAUCUGUUUCAUGGGCAGCUCAAAUCACAAGUCAAAUGUAAAAUGUGCGGACACAUCAGCGCCCGGUUUGACCCGUUCAACUUCUUAUCCUUACCUCUGCCAAUGGACAGCUACAUGCACUUAGAAAUAACAGUCAUUAAGUUAGAUGGCUCCACUCCAGUUCGAUACGGCUUAAGGUUAAACAUGGAUGAAAAGUACACGGGUCUGAAGAAGCAGUUGAGCGAGCUGUGUGGACUGAAAGCAGAGCAAAUCUUGCUGGGAGAAGUUCAAAUCUCCAAUAUAAAAAAUUUUCCUCAGGAUAACCAGAAAGUGCGGCUGUCGUCGAAUGGCUUUCUGUGUGCGUUUGAGGUCCCUGUUCCAGGGUCACCAUGCUCUGCCACAUCGCCUGUAGAAACAGAUUCCUCCCCAGUGCCAUUUGUCAACGGAAGACAUAACCAAUCCUCAAAUGCAAAUCCGACAAAGCCAAACCUCAUUCCCAAUGGGAUUCCCAGCACUGUGGUGCCAGCUGGGACUGAGAAGAAUCUCUGUAAUGGAUUUCCUAACGGGUAUUUGCCAGGAGGGGGUGACAGCCCGUCGACGGGAUACAUUAUCGCAGUGCACAGAAAAAUGAUGCGCACAGAGUUGUACUUCCUGUCAGCCCAGAAGAUUCGGCCCAGCCUGUUUGGCAUGCCACUCAUCGUCCCGUGCACUGUUCACACCCGCAAGAAGGACCUGUACGAUGCCGUGUGGACGCAGGUUUCGCGGCUCGCCAGCCCUCUGCCACCUCAGGAAGCCAGUAACCACGCCCAGGACUGUGACGACAGUAUGGGCUACCAAUAUCCUUUCACGUUAAGAGUCGUUAACAAAGAUGGAAAUACGUGCGCUUGGUGUCCAUGGUACAGGUUUUGCAGAGGAUGUAAAGUGGACUGCAAUGAGGAGCGAACUGCUGUUGGGCCCGCGUACAUUGCCAUUGACUGGGAUCCGACUGCUCUCCAUCUCCGCUAUCAGACGUCGCAAGAGAGGAUCUGCGAGGAGCAUGAGAGUGUUGAGCAGAGUCGACGAGCUCAGGCUGAGCCCAUCAACCUGGACAGCUGUCUGCGGGCUUUCACCAACGAGGAGGAAUUGGGGGGCGACGAGCUUUAUUACUGCUCCAAGUGCAAAACUCUUCGACUGGCAACCAAGAAACUGGACCUCUGGAGGCUUCCACCAAUUUUGAUCAUUCACUUGAAAAGGUUCCAAUUUGUGAAUGGUCGCUGGAUUAAAUCGCAGAAGAUUGUGAAGUUCCCCAGGGAAGGCUUUGACCCCAGUGCCUUUCUGGUGCCGCGGUUACCAACUGGAAGUGAACCACAGACUGCGCUGGUGGACACCAAGAAACAGGACGUGAUCAGCUUGCAGGAAUCGGGGACGGGUGGAUCCAUCGGAAUAAACUUGAGCAUUCUCAAUAUUAAAGGAUCUCCAACGUCGGGACGGAAGAACCAUAACUCGAGCAAAAACAGCCCUUCAAACAGCCCCAAGCAGGGCAAAAACAGAGGGAGGCUCCGUCUGCCCCAACUCGGGAGCAAGAACAGACUGUCAAAUAGCAAAGAGAACUUGGACAGCAUCAAGGAGAACAAUGUGGACUUGGAUCACAUAUCGCAACUGAGGAACGCCCGUUCAGAUCAAACGAUAGAUGCCAACUACAUGUUGAACUGCUCUGUGGGGAACCACGAGGAGUCAUUGCAGGGCUGUGUAACGCAGGACACUGAGGUGGGGUUAGUAAAUGGAGUGCUUCAUGAAAAGGAGCAGAACCAUUUCAUCAAUUGCAGCGGUAACGGACAGUGUGAGACAAAAACAGGGAAAGACAUGGUUGCGGAUGACCAAAGAGCCCUUCUGAAGCCUAUGUAUAAUUUAUAUGCAAUUUCCUGCCAUUCAGGAAUUCUGGGAGGCGGCCACUAUGUUACAUACGCCAAAAACCCGAAUGACAAGUGGUACUGCUACAACGACAGCAGCUGUAAGGAGGUGCGUCCUGAUGAAAUUGACACCGACUCAGCCUACAUCCUUUUCUACGAGCAGCAAGGCGUGGACUACUCACAAUUCCUGCCGAAGACCGAGGGCAAGAAGAUGGCGGACACCAGCAGCAUGGACGAAGAUUUUGAAUCCGACUAUCGAAAAUACUGUAUUCUACAGUGAGCGUCGUUUCUCAAAACUCCAAGGGAUUGUAGGAACAAUGGUGUGACGACACAGCACACUGGGCGAGUCGAGAUUUCCAAGGGUCUCUGGCAGGUUUUCAGUGCAAGAUGUACCUUUUUUGCUUCUGCAAAUGACCUGUUAUGCGAUUUAUGAAGCACAAGAAAGAGAGAGAAGAAAACAAACUAUAAAAGUUAACUUUUUUUUUUUCCCCCUCCCCUCCUGUUUGCAAAGUGUAUCAGUAACCAAUGUGAGCCACUACCUCUGUUCUUAAACUCUUUGGGUUUCAAUGCAGUUGUGUUUGACGAGAUUAGAGCGAUGACAGAACGAGUGGGGGAGGGAAGGGGGGAGAAGCAAAGUUCAGCCCACCAAUGAUGUGGGCUCCAUCCAGUGCUAUAGCUCUACUCGAGAGCUAGAAAGACAAGUUGGAGGUUUUGCUCCCAUUUUCCCAUUGACCUUGGGUUGAGCAGCUCAUCAAGUAAGGUUUACAUUUGUUACUUUCUUUUAAACUUCUUCCUCAACUUAAAUAUUUGUUUUAAAUUGAGGGGAGGGGCGGGGAAGAAGAUGUGGUAGUGCUAAAUAUUAUAGAAUGUUGGACGGUGUUCCUGCAAAUCCCGUUGCCUCCGAAGUCAAAUCCUCCUUUAAAAAAAAAUCAGAGUGCGAGCUCGGAAACAUUCCCGACUGAAGAAGAACUGAGUGAAAAGGACGGAAGGUGAUGGUUUUGAAGGGGCUGUGUUUCAUGAUCUCCCCCCCCCACCCCUUUGAUGUUUGUUAAUUGACCCAUUCCCUUAAACCCUUCAACAAGGCAAAAAAUACACAAGUCACAAAUUGUUACUCUGGUCUUGGCAUUUUCUGUGCUUUUAUUAACACUUUCUAUUUAUUAUGAAUAUAGAUUAAACUAAUUAUAGGAUAAUACCCGGCUAAUAUUUCCCACUCUGCUGAAACAAAAGGAACAUUUCUUUCCUCCCCUGACCUCUCCCCUGAAGGUGUCCGUCUCCUUUUCUGGGGUAGGAUUCCAAGGGAGGCAAUUGCCCUCCAGUACUUUGCCCAAGGGGCUGUGAUUCAUGGCACAGCCUUGACUGUGAGUGUGGCCAGGCUAUUUGACCAUAUAGGACAUCGCAUCUGAGCCUGAUGUAUCCCGACAUCCACACACUUAACUGAGGGAAAUCUGUGGACAGCGAUCAGUGACAUUAGCUGAAUAUUUCUCUCUCUCCCCCCAUCCCCAAACUCGAUUGAAUCCUUUAACCACUAGGCUAACGUGGGAGCUUAGCAAACUCCUAUUAAAGGAUUUGCUAGUGCUAGUACUUGCCUGUGUUUUCUGCAACUGCUGUGCACCAUAUAAUUUUUCAAAUCUCUAUUCCGUUAGAAAUGCUAUUGGACACAUGACUUUGUUUUUUUUACUUUAAGAUCUGUUUGGGAUUUUUACUUUAACUACUUGAACUGCAAGAAAAAUAAAAACACACCUCUAACACAAUUGAUGCAUUUUAAAGCAGAAUUCUAUUUUUGUGUUUGUUCUGGCUUUAAAAAAAAAACCCCACCUUGUUAGCAGAUGACACGGGUGCCUUGUUGAUCUGUUUUAUUGUGUUCAAGGCUGGAGCAACAUUUGAUUUCCAGGGUUAGGUACUAAAAUCAAACAGCAUUUUGUUGUUUGAAGUCAUUGCAAUUCCCACCCAAUGUGAUUUUUAUUGAUAUCCUGCAACAUCCAACAUAUACUUCAGAAAGUCUUAAAUAUAUGUUCCUACAAGGACUACUAAACUCUUGUGUGGAAGGGGAAUGUUGCCAAGUGCAACCUAAUGUGCAAGCUGCCAUAUUCUUUUAUCAUCUCUCUUUUUUGUCACUCCGCCACAAUCUUUGUGCGAUGGACGUGUUGUGGAACGCCACAUGGAUUCCAAGGGUCAUGGCAAAAUGCUGCAGCUCGUUGCUUUGGUAUUGUAAACCAAUCGUGCCAUGCUUUUAUCGACACGGGAAAACAAUAAAACAUGCAGUAACGUUAUAGCAAAGAUCAUGCACUUAACAGCUGGGUAUUCUGACUAUACUGACAACCAGAUAAAACCUGGGAAAGAGCAAAAAAAAAAGUAGUUUAACUCGCGUUAAGUUGCGUUUGCACAAUCGUUCCCCUUCAUGUGUUGUAGACGAGUCAACAAAGCCUGGGUUUUCUGAUUGUGUGGGGAAAUGAAUAUUUUAAGCCAUCCUUCCCAACUGCAAUCCUAAACUAGAAGGGCAAGCAGUGCAAUUUACUGCUGUAUUGUGUGUUCUUAACGUCUAUUAUAGAUAUAAUGAUUGAAAAAUAUUCUUUUUUUAUUAAAUUAAAUCAUUAACUGCAGAAUUUAUUAAAUUAUCUGAGUAACUACAUUACAUCUUAUUUUGUAAAUUCUUGUAAAGAAAAAAACUAUUGACAUUGCACUGAAUCAAUUGGAAGAUUUUUAUGUACAUAAGUGCUUUGUAAAUAAUCCAAUGGCAGUGAUGUAUUGUAACACGAUCUGUAAAAACUGUACUGGUAAUUGUAUAUGGAGUGAACUUGUUUAUCUGUAACUAUUAAACAGAUGAAAUAAA
Messenger RNA from Callorhinchus milii (elephant shark), 7308 nucleotides. It is a transcript of the gene usp32, whose product is annotated as ubiquitin specific peptidase 32. Lineage: Eukaryota; Metazoa; Chordata; Chondrichthyes; Chimaeriformes; Callorhinchidae. The record is from RefSeq and is a predicted model, not a curated record. Gene Ontology annotation, cellular component: Golgi apparatus. Gene Ontology annotation, molecular function: cysteine-type deubiquitinase activity; calcium ion binding. Bases 1 to 4758 code for a protein of 1585 amino acids. The transcript has 34 exons. Gene Ontology annotation, biological process: protein deubiquitination.